UGUAUAUGCCUUUUACCAAAAAAACUGUAUAUGCUAGACCACACAAAUUCAUCACCAAGUAGCCAUACUCAAUCCGCAGGCCUCAACCUCUCAUAAAAUACUUGGGAUUUUUCGUUAUCCCCAUUGACGAAUGGGAUUGGAAGGGGCCAAAAUAACCACGAAAUAAUUUAUAACAAUCAUACCAAAGCCAAAACUCUAAAGCCCCCCGAGCUUUCCCUGCGUUUGCGAGUGCCAACUGCAGUAGAAGAAAAUGGCAGCAGAAUCAUUGUUGAAAAUGUCAUCUGCUUCUACUGCUUCAUCACUCUACAACUUAUACGGCUCCUCAAGGAGACCUCUACCUUCCAAGUCUCUCCGGCGACAGGGCAAUUCUGGUAGCAGUGGUAAAGUCUGUUCACUCAAUACUUCUUCGGCUUCAGAAUUCUUUGGAAGCCUCCGGCGCCUUCGAACAUCUCCAAACCUCUCAAUUUUGCCGCAUAAUCAGAGGAUGCGAAAUGGGUUCAGCGUUUUCGCCAUGGCAGCCGACGGUCUCUUCUUCUUACUUAUCUCUAUCUUUUUUGCGUUUGUACUUUGUAGCCCUGUUGUUUGUUUUUCUACUGGAAUGUUUGUUUGUUGAAUUUUUGUUGAUUUGGAGAUACCCUUUGUGCUCUUAAUUGAGGAAUUAGGAUAAAGCUGUUGUCUUUAUUGUCAUUUGGUUGAAAGCGUCAUGGCUUCGGUUGUCUUCUUACUGAAUUACUCCAUCCUUCCUUUAUGUUCGAUGAAUUGCUAGCUGGUUUCUUAUAUGGUUUUCGUGGAUUGAGGUUUUAGAGCAAGUCCAUGAUUUGAUAGUUCAUUUCUUUUUGAAGUUUGUAUGUGCUUUGGCAUGAUAGUUCUCUUAAUCGCAUGAGUUGAUAUUGUGAUUCCAUUGUAUGAAAACCUUUGAAGGGAGUUGUGAUGUUCUGAACCAUCAUUUGUUGCUGAAGGGCUGUUUUUAAGUUAAGUGUACUUGGAUUAGAAAUUAUUUUGGUAAUUGGCUAAACAAGUUUUCUUUGUGCUUUUUAAAUUUGCAGAAGGGAAGAGAGCAUUUCCUUUGAAAGACUAUCGUAAUAUAGGAAUUAUGGCUCAUAUUGACGCAGGAAAGACAACUACGACAGAAAGAAUACUGUAUUACACCGGUAAAAAUUACAAAAUUGGUGAAGUGCAUGAAGGAACAGCCACCAUGGAUUGGAUGGAACAAGAACAAGAGAGAGGAAUCACCAUUACAUCCGCUGCCACCACUGCAGUUUGGGACAAUCAUCGAAUCAACAUUAUUGAUACUCCUGGGCACGUUGACUUUACCCUCGAAGUGGAGCGUGCCCUUAGGGUUUUGGAUGGUGCUAUCUGUUUGUUUGAUAGUGUUGCUGGAGUGGAACCCCAAUCUGAAACUGUUUGGAGACAAGCCGACAAAUAUGGUGUCCCUAGAAUAUGCUUUGUCAACAAAAUGGAUCGUCUUGGUGCUAAUUUCUUCCGAACAAGAGACAUGAUAGUCACAAACUUGGGUGCUAAGCCGCUUGUUAUUCAAAUUCCUAUUGGUGCAGAGGAUAAUUUUAAAGGAGUUAUUGAUCUGGUCAAGAUGAAAGCUAUUGUUUGGUCUGGGGAAGAAUUGGGCGCAAAAUUCUCCUAUGAAGACAUUCCUGCUGAUUUACAAGAGAUUGCCGAAGAUUAUAGGGCGCAGAUGAUUGAGACGGUUGUGGAGCAGGAUGAUGAUGCUAUGGAAAAGUAUCUGGAAGGAACUGAACCUGAUGAGGCAACAAUCAAGAAGCUAAUCAGGAAAGGAACUAUCUCCGCCAGUUUUGUUCCCAUUCUAUGUGGCUCUGCUUUUAAGAAUAAGGGUGUCCAGCCUCUUCUUGAUGCAGUUGUUAGCUAUUUACCUUCUCCACUUGACUUGCCACCAAUGAAGGGGACUGACCCCGAAAACCCAGAAGUGAUCUAUGAAAGGAAACCUGAUGACAAUGAGCCUUUUGCAGGAUUGGCUUUCAAGAUUAUGAGCGAUCCAUUUGUGGGAUCCCUAACUUUCGUUAGGGUUUAUGCAGGGAAGCUCACUGCAGGAUCCUAUGUUCUUAAUGCCAACAAAGGGAAGAAGGAGAGAAUCGGUAGACUUUUGGAAAUGCAUGCAAACAGCAGAGAGGAUGUCAAGGUAGCCUUAGCUGGUGACAUUGUUGCUCUUGCUGGUCUGAAAGAUACAAUAACUGGGGAAACACUGUCUGAUCCCGAAAAUCCUGUAGUCCUGGAAAGGAUGGAUUUCCCUGAUCCUGUGAUAAAGGUGGCUAUUGAGCCCAAGACCAAAGCUGACAUUGAUAAGAUGGCCAAUGGUUUGGUCAAGCUUGCUCAAGAAGAUCCAUCUUUCCACUUUUCAAGAGAUGACGAGACCAACCAAACAGUUAUUGAAGGAAUGGGAGAAUUGCAUCUUGAGAUUAUUGUUGAUCGGCUUAAAAGGGAAUUCAAGGUGGAGGCUAAUGUUGGCGCACCCCAAGUGAACUACAGGGAAAGCAUAUCUAGAGUUGCAGAAAUCAAGUAUGUUCACAAGAAACAAUCUGGUGGUGCAGGGCAGUUUGCAGAUAUCACUGUAAGGUUUGAGCCUAUGGAGGCAGGUAGCGGGUAUGAAUUCAAGAGUGAGAUCAAGGGAGGAGCGGUGCCAAAAGAAUAUAUUCCAGGUGUUAUGAAAGGGUUGGAGGAGUGCAUGAGUAAUGGUGUUCUGGCAGGCUUUCCCGUGGUUGAUGUUCGUGCUGUUUUGGUAGAUGGUUCAUAUCACGAUGUGGAUUCUAGUGUUUUGGCAUUCCAACUGGCAGCAAGGGGAGCUUUCAGGGAGGGAAUGAGGAAAGCUGCUCCGAGGAUGUUGGAGCCUGUUAUGAAGGUUGAAGUUGUCACCCCUGAAGAUCACUUAGGGGAUGUUAUUGGUGAUCUUAACUCAAGAAGAGGACAAAUCAUCGAUUUUGGCGAUAAACCUGGUGGCCUCAAGGUUGUGAAUGCCUUAGUUCCAUUAGCAGAGAUGUUCCAAUAUGUGAGCACUUUAAGAGGAAUGACUAAAGGUCGGGCAUCCUACACGAUGCAGCUGGCAAAGUUCGAUGUGGUUCCUCAACACAUACAAAACCAGCUUUCUUCCAAGGAGGAAACGGUUGCUGCUUAAUCUGGUUUGUACUUGGUUUAAGGCAGUAGAUUACUGUAGAGGAAUGGUAAGUCUUGGUUUCUAACAAAAUGUGAAGACUUCGAAGAACAGUCUGAUAUUUGUGUGCCACAAUUUUGAUGCAUGAUUUGAAAUCCCCAAGCACGUCUAUUAUUUUUUGUACUGAACUUUUUCAUACACGAUUGCUUGCUCGUAUUGGGGGUUUGAAGCUGUUGAACAGUGACCUGUUUAAUGACACAUUUGCACAAAGACAAUUUUCUUGACAAUGUCGCGAGCUAAAUUCUACUGGCAGAGAUGUAUGGUCCCGACGUCCCGUUGCCAAAUCGCUACGUUGAUUCAAAAUAAUUAAAAAUUUUUAAAAC
Molecule: messenger RNA, 3501 nt
Organism: Oldenlandia corymbosa var. corymbosa
Lineage: Eukaryota; Viridiplantae; Streptophyta; Magnoliopsida; Gentianales; Rubiaceae
Source: the annotation of a GenBank genome assembly